Messenger RNA from Poecilia reticulata (guppy), 2269 nucleotides. NCBI's taxonomy places the organism in Eukaryota, Metazoa, Chordata, Actinopteri, Cyprinodontiformes, Poeciliidae. The record is from RefSeq and is a predicted model, not a curated record.
AUUUAUUUUAAAACUAUUUCUUUGUAGACUUUUAUAAAUGAAUUAAUAAAAUGUUGACAACAUGACUGAAACAUGAACCUCCAUGUUUUCUGUCACUAGCAGCUAAAUAAUCCAAAUUACUGCUAAUGUUGUGUAAGUUUACAAACGGCUCCCUGGAGUUUCCAGCUCUUUCCUCCUGAAUGUUUCCUUUCAUUCGAGGUUAAUUGAUUAGUCAGAGAAACAGGAAGCUGACAUCACACGGCGCCCCAGCCAAUCAGGACGCUGAUAUCUUCCCCCCAAACCCAGACGGAUUUUUAAGAUCUUCUUCCAUCAUCAUCGUUAUUCCCAGUGGGCUCAGCUGGUCGGAGCAGCUUUUAUCGGCUCUGUCCUCGUUUUUAGAGUUCACCUCCACAGCUGGAGCGCCGAGUCGUGCAGAUCCACCUGAAGAGCUGCAGGAAGUUUCAGGUGAAGUAUUUCACACCAGAAAGGAUUCGGUUUGUGCUUCUGCUUUCCUUCUCUGCUGCAGCUCCACGGAUUCGUUUUGGAAACGGGACUCGAUGUUUGGCUCGUCAUCCAGUGUCCCAAACCGGCUCAGAUUCUGCAAAUGGAAAUUUAAAUCAGAGAAUAUAAAGCUGAAUUCUUCAGUUUACCUCAGGGAGACGUAAAGUCAGGAAGCACUUUGAAUAUUCAUGGAAAGAGGAAAGUUGGUUUCAAACUUGAACAAGUUGUGUGUGAAGUUUGAAACGGACCAGAGUCUGGUAAAAACACUGGGAGCUCCUCAGGAAGACUGGACGUUUGGUUUGAUCAGAAAUCAUUUAAUCCAGAUUUAAAAACAGCAUCUGGGUCUGAUUGUGCUCCAGGCCAUGUUUUGGGUGUGGCCUCGGUCCUCCUAACAGCAACGUCUCAUUAAGUCUAGAGUCUUUGGAGGAUUUUAGAGAAUCUUGUUCACUAACUGAUCAAAUCACAUUUCUCCUUUUCCAUCUAAUAUAAUUUGAUCAGUUUUUCUUUCGGUCGGAUUAAAAAAUAUAAACAUUGACAUUUGAGUCAGUUUUGGACGUUUUGGUUAUUCCAGGUUCACAAACUGUGGUCAGGAAAUGUUGAUGAAUCUUAAUGAGGUGAUUUAAUCCGGUUCUGGUUCUGGAGUCAUGAAGGCCUCUGAAGUCCUCUCAUUGGUUCUGCUGGUUCUGGCCGUCCUGGCUGGUUCUGGUGAAGAUGAAGAUCUGUGACGUCCAUUUUGUUUCUCUUCAGAGCAGCAGAGGAAGAAAUGGCAGAGAGUCCAGAUCACAAGACCAGCGCCCUGCUCAGAGCCUCCCAUCUGCCUCUGGUCCGCUCCGUGUUCCGGUCCGUGUCUUCCGUCCUCUCCGGGGUCAAAGAGCGCUACCCCCUGCUGGGCCUCGUGGGGGGCGUGGCAGAGGUCGGAGUUCGCGGCGUGUCUGAAGAAGCCCUGAGACGGGCCACGCCCCUCCUCCAGAGUCUGGAGCCCCAGAUCGACCUCGCCAACAGGUUGGCUCUGACGGGUCUGGACAGCCUGGAGAGGAGUUUUCCCAUCCUGAACCAGUCCACAGAGGAGGUGAUGACUCACUUGAAGGACGCCUUCUUUUUGACUCUGGAUGAUGUCCAGGUGUGGGUGGUGGACGGCCUGGACGGAGCUCUGGACCAGCUGGAGCGAGCCGCUGACUCGGUCCGGACGGCCGGACGGCAGCUGCAGGAAACGCAGGUGGGGCAGGCGGCGGCGGCGGGGCUGGACAACGUCCUGAGUCUCCUGGAGGACUCUGCCGCCUACUACUUACCCCUCCCUCCUACACUGCGCCAGGAAUGGGAGAUGAAGGUCCAGCAGUACGAGGAUGAGGAUGACGGAGACGAGCCGGGCCUCUGGACCAGAGUCCGCAGCCUGCUGCUGACCGUCAGCCUGCAGCUGUAUCACCGCAUGCUAAAUGCCAGGGAGCAGCUGCAGGGAGCUGCCCGGGCACUGGGGGGCGCCGCUGAGCAGGUGGGUCUGACUCGGGUCCUGGAGUUAACAGGUGAGCUGCUGCAGUACUUCCAGAGCCUCCUGGUGGCGCUGUUGUUCCGCGCAGAGAGUCUGAGAGAGGCCACACUGAGGGAGCUGGUGGAGCGGGCGGCCAUGUUGGCCGAGCUGAGCCCAAUUCGACAGGUCCGAGAACUGCCAGUUCACAUCCAGCAGCUGCUCCACGACCUGCAGCAGCUCUCCAAGAUCCUGCUGCAGGUCGUGAUCAACACCACGCCGCUCUACAGCAUGGUACGCCUGACACACACCUGGAAACACACCUGA